Molecule: messenger RNA, 1333 nt
Organism: Aaosphaeria arxii CBS 175.79
Lineage: Eukaryota; Fungi; Ascomycota; Dothideomycetes; Pleosporales
Exons: 2
Coding region: 433-1248 (271 amino acids)
Source: RefSeq, a predicted model, not a curated record
GACUUUUUGCGCGCUUGCGGACCAUGCUUUAGCCUACAAGAUGAACUAUUGCAACAAUUGGUCGAUCCAGUUUGGCACCGCUGCUAUGCAUUCUGAUGGGUUUAUAGUACGAAAUCAUCCUCACAUGUUCUCUUAGGCAUGCUUUACCCGCAACCAAACAUGCACAGUAACAAAAGAACAACACUUUCGACCCCAUUCUUACAAUUGCCUUUGCCCAAGCGCCCCGCCAGCUAUGAGAAGCCAAGUUUCGGGUCAUUAUUUCCAACGACUCCAAUCGCCCUUGGCGACACUUUAAUUCCACUUUGGAUGGUAGUGCUUACCGCGCCUAGCCAUACCGAAUGUUGGUGAUGAUGUCUAUAACAGCAAAUGUUGAAUCCAACGUUCAACGUCUCUCAACUAUCUGAAUUGGAUUCACAACCACACUAAAGCAAUAUGUCGUCGGCGUCAUCAACGCAGCGCAAAGUCCCCCUAGAAGUCCUACAUCUAUCGAUGCCGCGGACAGGCUCCGCGUCCAUGAUGGAAGCGUACAAGAUCCUAGGCUUCUCGACAUAUCACGGCACAGACUUCGUCGACCGACCAGAUGACCAAGUGCAGUGGGAGAAGGCGGUGGACGCGAAGUGGUUCGGCAAGGGACGACCGUUCGAGAGAGCUGAUUUCGACGCUUUCCUUGGUGAAUUUCACGUGUUGAGCGAUUUGCCUGUUAUUGGGUUCUCAGAGGAGUUGUUGGAGAUGUAUCCAGAGGCCAAAGUCGUCCUCGUCGACCGCGACCUAGACAAAUGGUUUGAGUCCUACGCCGUCUCCGUAAUCCCCAACAACUACACCCCCAUCGUCAAGAUCCUCACCACAAUCCUUGAACCCUACUUCCUGCGCGCGCGGCCCGCGACUCUAAUCGUCAACGAGUCCCACGCCUGGUUCGGGUGCCACGACGAAGCGUCGUACGCCGCCAGCGCGAGGGAGAAGUACAAGUCGCACUACGCGAUGGUGCGAGAGCGCGUGCCGAGAGAGCGGCUGUUGAAUUACGAGCUUGGGAGUGGGUGGGGGCCGCUGUGUGAGUUUUUGGGGAAGAAGGUCCCGAACGAACCGUUUCCGUUCAAGAAUGAGAGGGAGGAGUUUAGGAAGUGGAUGCGAGAGGUGCAGAGGAGGAAGUUGAGGGAUGGGUUGUGGCAGGUUGUGAAGGGGGUGUCGGUGGUUGGGUCGGGAGUGCUGGCGGCGUAUGUGUAUGGUUAUGGGGUGAGGAUCUGGGGUUGAUUAUCUCAGCUUUGGUAUUGGAAAAGAGCUCAAGUUGCAUUGAAAGCAAGCCAUGUUGUCAUCCAAGCCUGUGCUUUGUCUUAUG